Molecule: messenger RNA, 1383 nt
Organism: Haliaeetus leucocephalus (bald eagle)
Lineage: Eukaryota; Metazoa; Chordata; Aves; Accipitriformes; Accipitridae
Gene: CORO6
Product: coronin 6
Exons: 9
Coding region: 1-1383 (460 amino acids)
Biological process (GO): cell migration; actin filament organization
Molecular function (GO): actin filament binding
Source: RefSeq, a predicted model, not a curated record
AUGAGCCGCCGCGUGGUGCGCCAGAGCAAGUUCCGGCACGUCUUCGGGCAGCCGGUGAAGGCUGACCAGAUGUACGAGGACAUUCGUGUCUCCAAGGUGACGUGUGACAGCUCCUUCUGUGCCGUCAACCCCAAGUUUGUGGCCAUCAUCGUCGAGUCCGGCGGUGGGGGGGCCUUCAUCGUCCUGCCUCUUGCCAAGACGGGACGGGUGGACAAGAACCACCCGCUGGUGACCGGACACACGGCGCCCGUGCUGGACAUCGACUGGUGUCCCCACAACGACAAUGUCAUCGCCAGCGCCUCGGAGGACACCACCGUCAUGGUGUGGCAGAUCCCCGACUACGUCCCCGUCCGCAACAUCACGGAGCCGGUGGUGACGCUGGAGGGACACUCCAAACGGGUGGGCAUCAUCUCGUGGCACCCCACCGCCCGCAACGUCCUGCUCAGCGCAGGCUGUGACAAUUUGGUGAUCCUCUGGAACGUGGGCACGGGGGAGAUGCUGCUGGUGCUGGAGGACAUGCACACCGACCUCAUCUACAACGUGGGCUGGAACCGCAACGGCAGCCUCCUCGUCACCACCUGCAAGGACAAGAAGGUCCGCGUCAUCGACCCCCGCAAGCAGCAGGUCGUGGCGGAGAAAGCCAAACCGCACGACGGCGCCCGCCCCAUCCGCGCCAUCUUCGUGGCCGAUGGCAAGAUCUUCACCACCGGCUUCAGCAAGAUGAGCGAGCGGCAGCUGGGCCUCUGGGACCUGAACAACUUUGAGGAGCCCAUCGCCCUGCAGGAGAUGGACACGAGCAACGGUGUCCUGCUGCCUUUCUACGACCCCGACUCCAGCAUCGUCUACCUCUGCGGGAAGGGUGACAGCAGCAUCCGGUACUUCGAAAUCACGGACGAGGCACCCUACGUGCACUACCUGAACACCUACAGCAGCAAGGAGCCGCAGCGGGGCAUGGGCUUCAUGCCCAAGCGCGGGCUGGACGUCAGCAAGUGUGAAAUCGCCAGGUUCUUCAAGCUGCACGAGCGCAAGUGCGAGCCCAUCGUCAUGACGGUGCCGCGCAAGUCAGACCUCUUCCAGGACGACCUGUACCCCGACACGCCGGGUCCCGAGCCGGCCCUGGAGGCGGACGAGUGGCUGUCGGGGAAGGACGCGGAGCCCAUCCUCAUCUCGCUGCGGGACGGCUACGUCCCCAUCAAGAACCGGGAGCUGAAGGUGGUCAAAAAGAAUAUCCUGGACAAUAAGCCCCCCCCGGGCCGCCGCCACAGCCACUCCACCUGUGACCCCAAUUUCUCUGUGAGUGUCCUGGGGAUUGGGGACGUCGUGGCAGGGGCUGGCUCCCCGCCUGCGGUGGGGUUGGAGGGGCUGGAGGGGGCUCCCCAGUGA